AUGGCUGGUUCCGGCGGCCUCCUCCUGGCCCUCGUGCUCCUGUACUCGGCCGCCGCCUCUCCGGCCUCAGGGGCGAAGGUCUCCCUGGCGCUCUACUACGAGUCGCUGUGCCCGUACUGCUCGCGCUUCAUCGUGAACCACCUCGCGGGCAUCUUCGACGACGGUCUCAUCGACGUCGUUGACCUUCGCCUCGUCCCCUACGGCAACGCCCACGUCGGAUCCAACAACGAGAUCUCAUGUCAGCACGGUAGCGGUCGUGGUAGCGUGGCACAGUCACGCCCACACAGCGUGCGCGCGUUCAUCAUCAAUCUUCUGUCGCGAAAAGGAAGCGCAUCACUGUGCAAUAGAGGGUAA
Messenger RNA from Phragmites australis (common reed), 354 nucleotides. Its product is annotated as gamma-interferon-responsive lysosomal thiol protein-like. Gene Ontology annotation, molecular function: oxidoreductase activity, acting on a sulfur group of donors, disulfide as acceptor. The coding region runs from base 1 to 354 and encodes 117 amino acids. Lineage: Eukaryota; Viridiplantae; Streptophyta; Magnoliopsida; Poales; Poaceae. The transcript has 2 exons. The record is from RefSeq and is a predicted model, not a curated record.